Molecule: messenger RNA, 2359 nt
Organism: Orcinus orca (killer whale)
Lineage: Eukaryota; Metazoa; Chordata; Mammalia; Artiodactyla; Delphinidae
Gene: POPDC3
Product: popeye domain containing 3
Exons: 4
Coding region: 933-1808 (291 amino acids)
Cellular component (GO): sarcolemma
Molecular function (GO): cAMP binding
Source: RefSeq, a predicted model, not a curated record
AUUUGAACUUUUUUAUCAUCUGUAUUUUUUUUUUUCCUUCUGUGAUCGUCCAUGCUCUUUAUACAUUUGCUUUAUUCAGAGGUUCAUUGAUUUGAAUCAAGAUAUUAAACGUUCUCUGUCCUAUACACCCAAAUAUUCCCAUCCCCUCUCAGGUAAUUUCACCUCUUUUUGUUUACAGUGCGGGGCGGUGGGGUUGGGUGUGAGGUAGCAAGAGGGCAGACGUACAGCUGCUUUCCAUCCCAGGAGUCAACCCCAUGUCUCACUGCCUAGGAUAACAGCGAAUAAUACGAGGUUCAUUUUAUAACUGUGAUUGGUGUUCACUUCGGGAAACCCAUCUUCGCAAACUUUGGUCCGCCGCGAUCGCUAAGUUGAUCAGCAGUCCGGCGACUCCCAGGAGGCUGGGGCUGCCCGGGCCCCGCGCGCCCGCGGCCGCCGCCACCCCCGCCGCCCCUGGGGCGCGCGCCUGUGCCCAGCCCCCGCCUGCACCGCCGCGCCGCUCCGGAGCCGGGCUGCGGUCACCGAGCGCCCGGGCACGGAUGCGGGCGCCUGCCCGGGGUCGGCCAGGAGAGCGCGAGCCGGGCGCCGGGGGCUUCGCGCCGGCUGCCAGGGCCCGGCGCGCUCGGCUGGGAAACUUCUCCGGGCGCGAGGCCGGAGCUCAGCGCGGGGCCGGGGAAGGCCAGGAAACCACAAAAUAUUUCUGGGCUAGUUCUAAAUCAGGAGCCCAGAUGAACUUAAGGAUGCUAGCAUGGGAUUCUUAGUUUUUCAAGAUCCGUACACACCAAACCCUUAAUCACCCCAACUCCAGUGUCCGGGCUUUCUCUGGUUUUGUGAAGACUGAGCAAAACUCUGAUGAUGGAAAAGCAAAGGACUUAAUUACUUGCUUCGAUAUCAUUUAACAUCAACUGAGAAGUGCACCAGACGGUAGUACAGCCAUGGAAAGAAAUUCAAGUUUAUGGAAGAACCUAAUAGAUGAACACCCAGUCUGCACCAUCUGGAAGCAAGAGGCCGAAGGAGCCAUCUAUCAUCUUGCCAGUAUUUUAUUUGUAGUAGGUUUCAUGGGUGGCAGUGGAUUCUUCGGGCUCCUUUACGUCUUCAGUUUGCUGGGGUUGGGUUUUCUCUGUUCUGCUAUCUGGGCUUGGGUAGAUGUCUGUGCAGCUGACAUAUUUUCCUGGAAUUUUAUAUUGUUUGUCAUCUGCUUCAUGCGGUUCGUUCACAUCGCCUAUCAAGUUCGCAGCAUAACCUUUGCGCGAGAAUUUCAGCUGUUGUACAGCUCCCUCUUCCAGCCUCUGGGGACCUCUUUGCCUGACUUCAGAACUAUUGCUAUGAGCUCAGAAGUGGUUACUUUGGAAAAGGAGCACUGUUAUGCCAUGCAGGGGAAAACCUCCAUUGACAAACUCUCCCUGCUUGUUUCAGGAAGGAUCAGAGUGACAGUUGAUGGCGAAUUUCUGCAUUACAUCUUCCCCUUCCAGUUCCUGGAUUCUCCUGAAUGGGACUCACUGAAACCCACAGAGGAAGGCAUUUUUCAGGUAACGCUCACAGCAGAAACUGACUGUCGAUAUGUGUCCUGGAGGAGAAAGAAAUUGUACUUGCUCUUGGCUCAGCAUCGUUACAUCUCCCGCCUGUUUUCAGUUUUAAUUGGCAGUGACAUUGCAGAUAAACUCUAUGCCUUGAAUGACAGGGUAUACAUAGGAAAAAGAUACCAUUACGAUAUCCGGUUACCCAACUUCUAUCAAAUGUCAAGUCCUGAAACGUCCAGAUCAACCCUGACAGAACAUUUUCAGAAUUCCAGACGACAUUGUGAUAAAUGACACCGAAGCCUGCAGUUUUAUAACGAUAAAAGACUCUCUUCAUCACUCCCCGAAUGAAAUAGCAAAAUACAGAAAAUUGAGCUCACUAAUAUUUUUAUAAAUCCAACCCAGAGGCGAGAUGCCACUGCCAGCUGUUUCAUUCAUCUCAAUGUGUGCAUUGUGAAGACAUUUUACAAGUUUUUUUUCUGUAUUUCUCAUUGGAAUAUAUGGGGGGGCGGUGAGUAACUGUGGGCAGUUUGUCCUUUUCUGCAUCAGCACUGGGAGAAUGCAAUUUUGCGUUCUCAAAUAUGUCCUCAGACUUAUUCAAAUCUGCUGCCUUGCCCUACUGAGUUAGUUAGGUGUUGCUUCUCAAGAAGCAGCCAGUAAGUACUCUCAGCAGGAGAGUGGGUAGCUACUGUCCACACCAGUGUUUCCAGAAUUCACUUUUUGCUACAACCUCUGAUGAAAGCAACAUGUGUUAUUGUGGUGAGCAGCACUUACUUAUUUUAAAUGUGAAGUUAUUUAAUAUGACUAGAAAGCAGAAUAAAUGCAAGAGGUAACAGUAUGCCAAU